AUGGGGGAGAAGUCAGAAAACUGUAGUGUUCCAGAGGAUCUCUUCAAUGGUUUGAAAGUUACAGAUCACCAGGAAGCAGAGUGUGCUAGUCCUCCAGUUUCUGAUCCCAAAGAUCACCAUCUUCACAACAAGCUGCUCAAAGAUGUUGAGGCUCAUUCUCAGGAAGAAGACCAGGGAGAAGAGUGUUUUCAUGACUCUAGUGCCUCAUUUGAAAAGGAGGAGCCAGGAGUGGACAAGGUUGAGAACAAACCUGAUGAUAAUGUGAAUUCCUCUGAACUUGAUGAAGAAUACCUAAUAGAACUGGAAAAAAACAUGCCAGAAGAGGAGAAACAGAAAAGAAGAGAAGAGAGCACUAGACUAAAGGAGGAGGGAAAUGUGCAGUUUAAAAAAGGAGAUUAUAUAGAAGCUGAGAGUUCUUAUAGUCAAGCCCUUCAGAUGUGCCCAUCCUGCUUCCAGAAAGACAGGUCUAUUCUGUUUUCAAAUAGAGCUGCUGCAAGGAUGAAACAGGACAAGAAAGAGAUGGCCAUCAGUGACUGCAACAAAGCAAUUCAGUUAAACCCCAACUAUAUCAGGGCAAUAUUGAGGAGAGCGGAGUUGUACGAAAAAACUGACAAGCUAGAUGAAGCCCUGGAGGACUAUAAAUCCAUAUUAGAAAAAGAUCCAUCAGUAUAUCAAGCAAGAGAAGCCUGCAUGAGAUUACCUAAGCAGAUUGAAGAACGUAAUGAAAGGCUAAAGGCAGAGAUGUUAGGUAAACUAAAAGAUCUUGGGAACUUGGUUCUUCGACCUUUUGGACUCUCCACCGAAAAUUUCCAGAUCAAACAGGAUUCCUCUACUGGUUCCUACUCCAUCAAUUUUGUUCAAAAUCCAAAUAAUAACAGAUAACAAAGUUCACAGUAGCUUGUAAAGCUGGCUUGGAUAUUUUGUGCUGCUCGCUAUUAGCAAGGGGGAAGGCCCUGCCAAUAUUUAACUUUUAAAAGCAUUUUAUCUCAAAGACAGGCUACCCACUAGGGCCCAGUUGCUCCCUUUUCCCUCUUGUUUUAUGGUCAGGGUGAAACACACUUCUGAUGUAAUAAGCCUAAUUGGAUUUCGAUGUCUGUGUGGCUGUUGCCCUUGGUUCUGGCUGUUCUUUGCUUUGUCCAGGAGGAAGCCUGCUUGUCAAAGCUGGUCUCCUCAAGCUUUCCACACUGGCCCAGGCAGAGUAUCUCCCGGCCUGAGCAAACUGCUGGUCAGAAACUGCCCAAACAUGAUUAAUGGGGUUCCCGCCUACUGUCCCCUCUCCCUGAGUACUCCCACUGCCCAGGCGGCCGGGCAUGGGCUCUGGCGUCUCCUGGUUUCCUCUGUGGUAAUAAACGCUUUCUGUGAUGGUCUGA
Molecule: messenger RNA, 1370 nt
Organism: Canis lupus familiaris (dog)
Lineage: Eukaryota; Metazoa; Chordata; Mammalia; Carnivora; Canidae
Gene: TTC1
Product: tetratricopeptide repeat domain 1
Exons: 7
Coding region: 1-882 (293 amino acids)
Molecular function (GO): protein binding
Source: RefSeq, a predicted model, not a curated record